This is a messenger RNA of Megalops cyprinoides (Indo-Pacific tarpon), 1398 nucleotides long. Its product is annotated as serine-aspartate repeat-containing protein C-like. Gene Ontology annotation, molecular function: calcium ion binding. The transcript has 6 exons. The record is from RefSeq and is a predicted model, not a curated record. The coding region runs from base 143 to 1255 and encodes 370 amino acids. NCBI's taxonomy places the organism in Eukaryota, Metazoa, Chordata, Actinopteri, Elopiformes, Megalopidae.
UGUCUCUCUGUCAGGACAAUAACCCACAGGAGCUGUUUUUUUUGUUCCUGUGGAUGUGCUAGAGCUUGGUGCUGCUGGUGGAGUUGGACUGCUGAGAGAUUCUAGCUGUCACUUAGAUCAUUUUCCCACGCCUCAACACAAUAUGGCGGCUAUAAAAACCUGUCUUAUUGGCGUGAUGCUGGUUCUUCUGUGCUCGUUCCAAACCCCCCUCACUCCAGGGGUCAGGGCCCAAGAGGACAUUCAUACUGAAGAUGUCUCAGAAGAUGACGGUGAGAGUGAUCACGAGGAGGUAGCGGCUGGAGAUGGUGAUGAUGAUGCUGGUGAAGACGAUGAUGGUGACGAUGGGGAGACUAUAGGAACUGAUGAUGAUGAUAGUGAUGAUGGUGAGGAAGACAGUGAUGAUACUAAUGAGGAUGAUCAUGAUGAUAUUGUUGAGGACAGUAAUGAGGAAGCCGACGAUGAUGCUGAUGAUCAUGAUGGGGAGAGUAAUGAAGAAUCAGCCAAUGAUGGUGCUGCUGACGGUGAUGAUGAUGGUGAAGAUGAUAGUGACCAGGAGGAGGACAGUAAAGAAGAUGAUGGGGAUGAUGAUCAUGAGGCAACAGAUAACAAUGACAGUGAUGAAGAUGAUGACAACCAGGAGAGUGAUGAUGAUGAGAGCAAAGAUGAUGAAGAUGAUGAUGACGAUGACAAUGGUGAAGAAAAUGAUGACGCUGAUGAUGGUGGUGAUGACAACAAAGAGGACGAUGAUGAUGAGGAGGAAGAGGAGGCGGAGGAUGACAAUGAACCUGACACUAGUGAGGGUCAUGAUGACGAUGGUGAUGAUGAUGGUGACACCGAUAAUAACGAUGAGGAUGAGGAUGAUGAUGAUGACGACGGUGAUGAUGCUGCUGACCAGGAAAGUGAUGGAGAUGAUGACGCUGAUGAUGAUGAUGACAGCAAAGAGGACGAAGAUCAUGAUGAUCACGAAGGUGAAGAUGAUGAAGGUGAAGGUGAAGAGGAUCACCCAGAAGAAGAAGCUGGUGAACACCAUCGUGCUGGAUCGCUGUGUGGCUACUGCUCCUUCUGUGAGCACUGCAAUGCCUGUGACAAGUGCCCUUGUCAGGAGGGAGACACGUCAGAAGACUGCACACACUGUGAAAUGUGCAGUUACUGCUACAUCUGUCCUCUACUAUGUGAUACUGUUUGCCAACCAGGUGGCUUUAUUGAUGUACUAACAGGAUCAAUCUACAAGACAAUAGCUGACGUCUUUGAAUAACCUGGACCCCCAUCGCCACCAUGUGGCCAUGGCAGGAGCUGCAACAAAGGGAAUACCAUUAUUACAGUACAUCCUUUUCAGCUAUUUUGACCACAACAAUACUUCAUUUUUCCAUUACAUUUCGAUCUAAUAACAUGACACAA